AUUUGGCCGUACAAAUGUUUCGCGAUUGUCCGUGAAGCCGCUCGACGACGGGAGGCGGUGCGCUCGAUGAGGCGCGACGUUUUUCGACCCUAGACCCGGACCACUAUAUUAGCAAAGGUGGAUUGGUACGCGGGAUAUGAGCAGUUUGUCAAGCGCAAUCUGACUCUGCUCCCCCACCAACAAGCAGUGCAGCAACAAGACGCGCAAGUUCAGCUGGCUCAACCGCAGCAGGCUGACAUAAUGACAUCUAUGUUCGACCAACAAAUAAAGAGUGAGCCUAUGGGAUUUUACUCUGUUGCUUCCAGUCGUUCGGACGGAUCUAACUCAAUGGUGAAUCUAUCGGAUGAUCGAGAGGAUCUCUCUCAGCAGGAAGGUCAUUUGCAACCUCAACAGCAGACCAUGCAGUUGAAUCAGCAGCAAACUCAGCCACAGCCUCAACAGCCGAGUCAACAACAGACACAGCAGAAUCAACAACCGCAAAGUCAGGAAAUACAAGAACAAGAAACACCUAGCCGUCAAUCUACUGGCCAGCAGACGGUUAAAGAAGGUUCAAGGUCCAAACCGCAGCCUUGCAAGGUUUGCGGCAAAGUACUGUCCUCCGCUUCGUCCUAUUAUGUGCAUAUGAAACUUCAUUCGGGGAACAAGCCCUACCAUUGUACAGUAUGCGAGGCAAGUUUUUGCCGCAAACCUUAUCUGGAAGUGCACAUGAGGACGCACACAGGUGAGCGACCUUUCCAAUGUGAGCUGUGUUUGAAAAGGUUUACUCAAAAGAGCAGUCUCAAUACUCACAAACGGGUGCACACGGGAGAACGGCCGUAUGCAUGCGACAUUUGUCACAAACGCUUCGCCGUGAAGAGCUACGUGACGGCGCAUCGUUGGAGUCACGUGGCCGAAAAGCCGCUGGUCUGCGAACGGUGUACUCUAACGUUCACGUCCAAAAGUCAAUUUGCGAUUCAUAUCCGUACGCACACCGCCAGUACCACUUACGAGUGCAAUAUUUGCGGACGUACGUUUGUACGCGACAGUUAUCUGAUCAGGCAUCAGAAUCGGGUGCAUCGUGACAUGAAUCAGAGCAACGCGAACCACAAUCCGCCGACGCCACAGAGCAGCGGCGCCGGUACGCCAGGCACCGGUUUCGAGAGCCCGGUCUGUGAUCUGCGCUACAAUGAGGGACCGUCGUCGUUGGACGGCCUCGCAGGAGCUAAAGGCGCGGGCAUAGCCGCGGAAAUUGCCAGUUUAGCCAAGCAGAACAAUCUACAGCUUCCACUACCGCUGCUGCAUCCGCAGACCACCAACUAGUGUUUGGACGGUAACAGCGCCAUCCAAUCCCUGCCGCAACACCAAUCACCACAGCAAGUAGUAUGUCUCACCGCGGCGCCUACGCCGUUCAUACUUAACUCACCUAUAUCUCACACCGAGCACACGAGCAUACCGCAGAGUGUCUACCAAACGACGGGCUCCUCCAAUUCCUUGGACAGCCCUAACUCCCAACUCUAUCCGCACUUGUCGUCCCCUUUAGAGCCGACGUCGGAGUCGCAACCUCAGCUGCAUUGCAGCAUACCUCCGCCGGGGCUCCAUCCCGCGAUCUACAUAUAUGCUCAGUAUUCGAACACGAGUCCCGCGGUAUCCUAUUCGGCGGAAUACAUUCAGCUUAAUAACUAAACGCGAGCUUUCACCUAGCAUCGAUCAUUAACGCGAGCGAGAUACAUACCAGUGACUCUGGUGCUAUUUAAUCGCGUUAGUUGAUCAAAGUGCCUACCGGAGCAUCCACUUUCGGAUCGUAACAACGGAUGCUCACUCGUCACGGUUUAAGAAUCGCGUUUUGAGUUUUUUUCUCACCAAGGAAGUGUGUUUCGAACACACAAAACUCGAUUCAGUUGAUCAACUGAAUUGAUUGUUGUUCGAGAUAAAUAUUUGCUAAUACUCUACGUCCAUCUAAUGGACUUUUUUUAUAUAUUCAACGAGAUCUUAUAACACGAGAUUGAAUAGCACCCACUUGAGAGACUCAUAAUCAAUGACUUUUAAUGAAAUCGUGCCGCGACGUAAAAAAGACGUUGUAAUAAAAAUCGAUUACUAUCCAUACGCGAUGCUAGCUGAAACCGAGGCGCGUAACGUUUCUACGAGUUUCUGCAACGCGUUUCAACACUUCUUGUUUCGCCUGAUUUUUAUCACAUCUGCGAGUAUACAUAUAUAUAUAUAUAUGUAUAUAUAUGUAUGUAUGUAUAUAUAUAUAUAUAUAU
Pseudomyrmex gracilis is the source of this 2240-nucleotide messenger RNA. RefSeq names its product zinc finger protein 32-like. Bases 241 to 1299 code for a protein of 352 amino acids. Lineage: Eukaryota; Metazoa; Arthropoda; Insecta; Hymenoptera; Formicidae. Gene Ontology annotation, cellular component: chromosome. The record is from RefSeq and is a predicted model, not a curated record. The transcript is spliced from 2 exons. Gene Ontology annotation, biological process: regulation of transcription by RNA polymerase II. Gene Ontology annotation, molecular function: chromatin insulator sequence binding.